Messenger RNA from Saccostrea cuccullata (small rock oyster), 637 nucleotides. RefSeq lists its product as uncharacterized. Lineage: Eukaryota; Metazoa; Mollusca; Bivalvia; Ostreida; Ostreidae. The coding region runs from base 238 to 552 and encodes 104 amino acids. The record is from RefSeq and is a predicted model, not a curated record. The transcript has 3 exons.
UCCCUGUUUUACUACGAGUCCCUCACAUUUUAAUUUCCCUCCUUUGUUAUAGGGGCCCUGACAAUCACGUGUAAGACUUUCUACUCCUCCAAUAGUUCCCUGUUUUACUACGAGUAUUGCUCGGUGGGCUGCUGUGGAUCAGAACGAAGUCGGAAAUGCUGCUCCGCGGAUAAUACGGGCGCCAUUGUCGGGGGUGUGGUUGGGGCUCUGGUUUUCUUCCUCAUUGUCUCCGUGGUCAUGUUCAUAUGUUGGCAAAGCAACAAGAAAUCCAAACAGCUUGUCGACGUGGAACCCGAAAUCGAUGAGUUUGGAUACGAAUUAGAGGUUAUGGGUGAUAUGCAUCCAUAUCAAACCGGAAGUGAACCUUUUAACUCUCCAGUCUCUCCGAGUCAUCUCCAGGGAGACUUCCGGCACGGUGACGUUGACGCAGAGACAUUUCCCAAACACCACGGAUGUCCCCCGCCGGAAUACGAGGAGAACCUCCCCCCGAUGUCUCCCCCGCCCACUUACAAGGAGAGAGAAGAAACCGUAAUGUCGGAAGAGCGUUACUGAUUCUGCGUGGGACUGGAGUUUAUGGAGGGAUUCAUUUGUGGGGGCAAUUUUUAAAAAACUUGAUGAAAUCUUGGCACUGAGAUCA